Nerophis lumbriciformis (worm pipefish) is the source of this 4700-nucleotide messenger RNA. It is a transcript of the gene ablim3, whose product is annotated as actin binding LIM protein family, member 3. Gene Ontology annotation, biological process: cytoskeleton organization; cilium assembly; lamellipodium assembly. NCBI's taxonomy places the organism in Eukaryota, Metazoa, Chordata, Actinopteri, Syngnathiformes, Syngnathidae. The record is from RefSeq and is a predicted model, not a curated record. Gene Ontology annotation, cellular component: actin cytoskeleton; stress fiber. Gene Ontology annotation, molecular function: actin filament binding.
GGCAGAGAGAAGGUGAAGGUGGAUUCGACUGAGCUGAUGUGUGUUUCUAACACUCUUCAUUUCUCCUCUGGACAAAAAACACAAAAAAUCCAGGAAAUUAGUCUCAUUUUGUAUCUUCCCCUUUGUUAUUUGGCGGUGUUUUGCCGGUGUUGACAUACAUGGACUGGAAGCAGCGUUGCGAAGAGUGAGGAGCAUCAUUUGCCUUCACCGGACAUUCCCUCUUAAUGACACAAUAUGGAUACAAUAUUCUGAGGGAUAUUGUCGCCUGCUAUAUGGGAUUCGUUUUCGACGAAACUGCCUUGUUUUGGAGAAGAGCACCUUGGGCAUCAUGAGUUCCAGUGAGUACCACCGUGGCUCUACAGGAGAUGAGCGAAGCGCUGGGCCAAUUCGGUGUCAACGAUGUCGGGAAGUGUGCAAAGGAGAGGUGGUUCGAGUUCAAGAUACUCACUUUCAUGUCAAGUGUUUCACCUGCACAGUAUGUAACUGUGAUCUGGCGAGGUCAGGCUUCUUCCAGAAAAAGGGCGAGUACAUCUGCACAGCGGACUACCAGCGUCUGUACGGGACACGGUGCAACUGUUGUGGCAACUUCAUCACAGGCGAGGUGGUUUCGGCUCUGGGACGGACUUACCACCCAAAGUGCUUUGUCUGCAGUGUCUGCAGUAAACCCUUUCCCAUCGGAGACAGAGUGACAUUCAGUGGAAAGGACUGUGUGUGCCAGCAGUGCUCUCACUCACUCACUAAGCCAAAUGAACCUAUCAAAAUCCACGGGCCCAGCCACUGUGCCGGAUGCAGAGCAGAGAUCAAGCAAGGUCAAUCUCUCCUGGCGCUGGAGAAGCAGUGGCACGUCAGUUGCUUCAGGUGUCAAACAUGCAACAUGGUCCUCACCGGGGAGUACAUCAGCAAGGACGGAGUACCCUACUGUGAGGCAGACUACCAUGCCCAGUAUGGGGUGAAAUGUGAGGCCUGCAACAGAUACAUAAGUGGAAGGGUUCUGGAGGCUGGAGGAAAACACUACCAUCCAACCUGUGCCCGCUGUGCCCGCUGUAACAUGAUGUUUAAAGAGGGAGAAGAAAUGUACCUGACAGGAUGUGAUGUGUGGCACCCAUUAUGCAAACAGGCAGCAAGAGCAGAGAGGAGACUAAGGCAUAGACGCCUGUCAGAAACCUCCAUCUCUCCUCCAGGCUCCUCCAUUGGCUCCCCUAAUAGGGUUAUAUGUGCCAGAUUGGAGCAUGAGUUCCUAGAUUAUAAGGACCUAGCUGCCCUACCAAAGAUCAAGGCCAUUUAUGCGGUCCAGCAGCCAGACCUCAUAUCCUCCUCAUACCAGCCCUACCACAGAUACACCUCUGAUGACAGGCUAGACACUUACAUCUAUGGGGAGUCUCUUGGGACACUCUCUCCCUAUUCUCAGGACUAUGACUGCUUGGACAUAAAGCAGAGGCGAUGCUCCAGUCCAAGUUAUAUUGACUCCCCAACCUACAGUCGUCAAGGGACGUCACCUAUCAUGCCACGCUCUCCGCAGCACUUUGCGUACUCCGGUUCCGAGAGCGGUAGAAGCUCACCUUAUUAUGGCCAAGAGGGGCGGUCCAGCACGCCGACCACCAACCAGCCCCCAAAACAUUUCCAUGUACCAGCCACAGGGGAGCCCAACAUCUACAGGAAGCCUCCCAUCUAUAAGAGAACGGACAAUCAUCUGAAUGCAGCCACCAAAAGUAGGACCAGUGAGGACAUCCUGAGGUCUUCCAGACUGUCCACCUACUCUCCUGAGCCAUACACCCAGUCUGAGUGUGACUACUACCCGUACCCCAGCUCCCCCAGGGCCUAUCGAGUGCCGAGGAGACGGUUCUCAACAGGGGGAGAUGAAGAGAGUUGGAGUCACGGUCUUCAAAGAAUUGGGAGUGGCAUAGGGAGGAUGAUCUUAAAGGAGGAGAUGAAAGCCAGAUCUGGUUCCUAUGACAACGACCCCUGGGGUAGUGCGAGGAAUUCUCGUAGUGGGAGCAAGGAAACCCUCAACACGACAAGCUACAGCUCCACGGCCUACAACAACACCAUCAACGGAUCACCACGAUCCCAAUACAGCACUGACAGUGAUUUUGUUUGCAAGUCUGCCUCACUUCCAGGAUAUAGACGCAAUGGCAUGCAACGACCUCAGAGUGCAGACUGCUACCAGUACCAAUAUGACAGCAAUGAGGUCAACUGGGCAACCAGAGCAGAACACAAGGUUUACCCCUAUGAAGCGCUCAUUGUCACCACCAGAGGUCGGAACAGGCUCCCGAAAGAUGUGGAGAGAGCCAGACUGGAGCGUCACCUUUCCCCAGAAGAGUUUGGCCAAGUGUUUGGCAUGACCAUCGAGGAUUUCGACAGGCUGGCUUUAUGGAAGAGGAACGAGCUCAAAAAACAGGCCAGGCUCUUCUAACGUGCGGACUUAAAACACUGCCAUACAUCCAGAGAGAAUAUUUCUGCACCGUUUCACUGCCAUGGCUGAGAACCUGUUCUUGAUCUCCUCAUGCAAUGAACCAAAAUGUGGGCACACCAGCACAGACUUGUGGGGUUUACGUAGACAUUUAUGCACAGAGAAAGAAGAAAAAAAAAGACGUGUGUUCAUGUGCUGGAGUGGUGUGAAAGCAAUACAGACUCGUAGGUGUAGACGCCAUGUUGUGCAUUUCUUUAUUAUGAAGGACUUUUGAAGGCACGUGUGCACCCUGAAAACGUGAUGCUUUUAAUAGAAACUUUGGCUUUGCCUUAUUUGUUAUGCUUUCUAAGUUUGAGUGUGCAGCACCAGCAAUCUCAAUAAGUAGAAUGUAGUCACAGUGCAUAAUUGAUGUCACUUUAUCUGUGUGAAUGAUCACAUGACCAGCGCGGAUGACGGCUAGAAUAUGAUCCGUUCAUUUUCACAAUUUAAUUCUUCCCCCUGAUUGUGCACUCACCUUUUAAAGGGGAACAUUAUCACAAUUUCAGAAUGGUUAAAACCAUUAAAAAUCAGUUCCCAGUGGCUUAUUAUAUUUUUCGAAGUUUUUUUCAAAAUUUUACCCAUCACGCAAUAUCCCUAAAAAAAAGCUUCAAAGUGCCUGAUUUUAACCAUCGUUAUAAACACCCGUCCAUUUUCCUGUGACGUCACAUAGUGAAGCCAACACAAACAAACAUGGCGGAUAGAACAGCAAGGUAUAGCGACAUUAGCUCGGAUUCAGACUCGGAUUUCAGCGGCUUAAGCGAUUCAACAGAUUACGCAUGUAUUGAAACGGAUGGUUGUAGUGUGGAGGCAGGUAGCCAAAAACGAAAUUGAAGAAGAAACUGAAGCUAUUGAGCCAUAUCGGUUUGAACCGUAUGCAAGCGAAACCGACGAAAACAACACGACAGCCAGCGACACGGGAGAAAGCGAGGACGAAUUCGGCGAUCGCCUUCUAACCAACGAUUGGUAUGUGUUUGUUUGGCAUUAAAGGAAACUAACAACUAUGAACUAGGUUUACAGCAUAUGAAAUACAUUUGGCAACAACAUGCACUUUGAGAGUGCAGACAGCCCAGUUUUCAUCAAUUAAUAUAUUCUGUAGACAUACCCUCAUGUCAGCAGGCCAGGGAAGCUAGGGUCGAUAUUCUUCUCUUGAUCAUCUUCGUGGCAUAAGGGACGGUGUGAGCCAAGACAUCCAGAGGGUUUAGCUCGCUCGUCUGCGGGAACAAACUGCCGCCAUUGCUUGCCGUGCUACCGAGGUCCUUUGUCCCUGAAUUGCUCACACACUCCGGCAGAUUCAAUGGGGGUCUGGCGGCAGAUUUCUUUGACUUUUAUCGUUGGAAAUGCAUCUGCUUUGAGUGUCGCAGGAUAUCCACACAUUCUUGCCAUCUCUGUCGUAGCAUAGCUUUCGUUGGUAAAGUAUGCGGAACAAACGUCCAAUUUCUUGCCACUUUCGCAUCUUUGGGCCACUGGUGCAACUUGAAUCCGUCCCUGUUCGUGUUGUUACACCCUCCGACAACACACCGACGAGGCAUGAUGUCUCCAAGGUACGGAAAACAGUCGAAAAAACGGAAAAUAACAGAGCUGAUUUGACUCGGUGUUUGAGAAAAUGGCGGAUUGCUUCCCGAUGUGACGUCACAUUGUGAGAGCGAAUAUUAGAAAGGCAUUUAAUUCCCCAAAAUUCACCCAUUUAGAGUUCGGAAAUCGGUUAAAAAAAUAUAUGGUCUUUUUUCUGCAACAUCAAAGUAUAUAUUGAUGCUUACAUAGGUCUGGUGAUAAUGUUCCCCUUUUAUACUAAGUGGAUUCAGUGCUUCAAAAGUAAUUUGACCUAAACUUGCAAACCAAAUACACAGAUUAACAGUACACAUAAAUGUGAUGUCACAAUAUCCAAAAUUAAUACAUUUUGAGAACGUGCAAUACAUAUUGAAAACAAUGUUUGUUUGUUUUUAUCUUAUUGCAAUAAGAUGGUUUAUGUAUACAUUAGUCUAAUCAUAAUUUUUGUAGCUUCAGGGGUUAUGAUUGAUAACACGGAAAUGCUUUGAAGGAAUUUCACGUCGCUAAAGAACCAGGGUUGAUGAAUUGCUUCCUUUGAGUACUUUUUUGGAUUUUGUCACUAAAAUUAAAGUUAUGAUUACAUUCUGUCUUGUUGUUUGUAUUUUUGACAAAUACUUGAAAAGUACAUAGUGUGUAGUAUUAUUUAACGCAGGGACAUCCAAACUUUUUCCACUGCAAAACCAAGAGAUGCGGUCCAUUUUGA